CUGAGGAAAAACAAGAGCAAGGGGUGGCGGCUAGAAGAAACCAGAGCCAAGGAAAAGCAGAGGAGCAAAGCUGCGAAAAAACAGAGCAAGGAAGGUUCAUCUGAAGAGCUGCCGGAACCGCCGCCGCUCAUAGCCGCCACCACCUCACCGAACCCACCAUCAUCACCUGCGAAUUUUCAUCAAGCAAGAGUUUUGUAAGGGUUUCUCUUCUUCUUUAACUUAUUAACGUCCCAGAGCUCCAACAAAGCUUGAAGAAUCAAGUUUCAAUGGGAAAACCAGGAUUUGCAAGAAAAAGAGGAUUGAAGAGAGUGAACAGUUCAAAGCCAUUUAAGAAGUUCAAAAAUCUGAAGCUAAAUCCUGGAGCAGAAAAACUUGUACCUAAGCAUCCUCUAGAAAAUGACUCAGAGGAUUGGUCUGAUGAAAAUUCUGAGGCUGAAUUAGAAACCAAAGAAGAAGAAGAAGUAGAAGAGGAUAUUGUUUUUAACAGAAAGCCAACAAUGUAUGACAAUUUAUUGAAGAGGUUGGGAUCAAGUAGUCAAUUAAUUGCAAAUGCGAUUAAGCAAAGAAAAAGAGGAGAAGAAGGGAAAAGUGAUACAGAAGAUGAUGAAUCAGAAAGUGAGGUUGAAGAUGACAAUGAAGGGAGUAUUGAUGAGUGUCCUAGAAGAAUUGAAAUGAUAAAUGGUGCCAAAGAAAGUGGUGUGCCGGGUUCUACAGAAAAGAGUGAAGAUUCUGGAUCAGAUGAUGGAGAGAUUGGUGCCUCUGACUCAGACGAAGAACAUGAUUCGAGAACAAAUGUUGAAUCCAUUACCAGCAGAAGUACAUUCAGCAGUCACUUGGAAUAUAAAUUAUCUCAAGGAGAGGUUGACAACUUAUUCAAGAGGAAAUGGAAUUACAAAUGGGAAGUUCCUGCUCUUCGUGCACCCAAUUGCAAGUGGAGAGGAACUGGAGACUGUUUUUUGAAGGACAUUGACAUGAAUGAAAUGUGUGGCCUGAAGCCAAGAUUGUAUAAGCAUUGGGUAGAUGUCUAUCAAGGAUCUGGCGGCACUGAUUUUCAAUCAUCUGAGCAGAGAUUCUUUUUCUCCAUCUGCAACAGCUAUCGGGAUGUAUUACACCAUAACAAGAAGCCUUUUUAUCUUAAAGGUCAAGAGGACUCGAGUAUCCUGGAUGCUUAUGUUUUGCACACUUUAAAUCAUGUUUUGAGAACAAGGGAUUUGAUCAGUAAAAAUGAUGCAAAAGUGGCUGAUGCUCAAGGACAAGGGGGCAUUCUCAAUGGUGAUGGUUUCCUGGACCAUGGGUUUACUCGUCCUAAGGUCUUGAUCCUUUUGCCUUUAGCAAGCAUUGCAUUUUGGGUAGUAAAGAGGUUGAUCCAGUUAACCCCUUCAAAGCAUAAGGUUAAUAUUGAACACAUGGAUCGCUUUACUGAGGAGUUUGGGAGUGGAGGAGUUGAAAGUGAGGAGGAGGAUGAGGAUGUUGAGAACUCAAAAAGAAAGAAGUCCUCUAAACCUUCUGACUUUCAGUCAUUGUUUGGUGGGAAUAACAAUGAUCAUUUCAUGAUAGGCAUCAAGUAUAUGGGGAGGAAGAUCAAGUUAUAUGCUGAUUUUUAUUCCUCAGACAUAAUAGUUGCUUCCCCUCUUGGUUUGAUCACUAAAAUUGGCGCGGCAGAAGUAGAGAAAGAAAAGGAUAUUGAUUAUCUUUCCUCCAUAGAGGUUUUGAUUAUUGACCACGCAGAUGUCAUACUAAUGCAGAAUUGGUCUCAUGUGAACACAGUAGUUGAACAAUUAAACCGGUUACCUGUGAAGCAGCAUGGAACUGAUAUAAUGCGCAUACGACCAUGGUACCUAGAUGGACAAGCGCAAUUCUAUCGACAAACAAUAAUUCUAGGUUCUCACUUAAACCCAGACAUCAAUUCACUGUUCAAUCGGCACUGCCUUAACUACGAGGGAAAGGUCAAGUUGGUGUGCCUUUAUAAAGGUGUUCUUCCAAAAGUAUUGAUCCCUGUACGGCAGAUAUACGAGCGGUUUGAAGCAGACUCGAUUGCAGAUGCUGAUGAUGCUCGUUUCCAGUAUUUUUGUAAGAAGGUGUUUCCCAAAAUAAAAGACUCUAUCCAGGGUGGAAUUAUGCUAUGUAUUAGUUCUUAUUUCGAGUUUGUUCGACUCCGAAAUUUUUUGAAAUCUCAAGAAGCAUCGUUCUGCCUUCUUGGAGAGUACACCAAACAAAGUGAUAUAUCUCGUGGGCGAGUUUGGUUCUUCCAAGGACAGCGGAAAAUCAUGCUAUACACUGAGAGAGCUCACUUCUACCACAGAUACAAGAUCCGUGCUAUUCAGAAAUUGAUCAUUUAUUCUCUUCCGGAGAGGAAAGAAUUUUACCCUGAGAUAGUAAAUAUGCUCGAAGGAUCUCAAAACAUGUCUUGUACCGUGCUAUUUUCUCGUUUUGAUCAGUUCCGGCUUGAAAGAAUUGUUGGUUCUGCAUCUGCAAAAAGAAUGAUUACAUCAGAGAAGGGUGUUUUUGUAUUCUGUUAGAAAUUCUUUAGCCGUGCCUCCAGAAAUGGGAAAACAACUGCUCUAUGUUACCGAAUAUCACACCCCUGGGGAAUCACAGAUGGAUGAUCCGUCAUAGAACAACUCCUCCAAUCUGUUAUGGGACAGUUUUCUGCUUUGUUCUGCAGCUACGCAAUGUCUCAAAUACCAUCAAAACUAGUUCUGGGAGAAUUCUUGUACGAAAUAAUAACAUCUGUAGCUCUUGAUCUGAGAACAUCCCUGAUCUGAUUAUUCUUUGUUUCUUUUCUUUUUCUUUUGUCAGAAUUAGCUAUUGACCAUAACUGACUGACCUUUGAAAUGUACCGGUCUGAUACUAUUUCAUUUCCUCUCUGAUGAAAGUUAGGUGGUUACGUACAUCCAGGGUUGAUUUUCAGUUUUGGUUUUUUCGACCGAUAAUGUAAGCUAUAAGCACAAUUUUAAGGAGAACGAGAAUCUCAUUAUGUUA
Messenger RNA from Coffea eugenioides, 2982 nucleotides. Its product is annotated as U3 small nucleolar RNA-associated protein 25-like. The record is from RefSeq and is a predicted model, not a curated record. Gene Ontology annotation, molecular function: U3 snoRNA binding; rRNA binding. Gene Ontology annotation, cellular component: small-subunit processome; nucleolus. The transcript is spliced from 26 exons. NCBI's taxonomy places the organism in Eukaryota, Viridiplantae, Streptophyta, Magnoliopsida, Gentianales, Rubiaceae. Bases 267 to 2519 code for a protein of 750 amino acids. Gene Ontology annotation, biological process: maturation of SSU-rRNA from tricistronic rRNA transcript (SSU-rRNA, 5.8S rRNA, LSU-rRNA).